Messenger RNA from Penicillium cataractarum, 624 nucleotides. RefSeq lists its product as uncharacterized. The transcript has 2 exons. NCBI's taxonomy places the organism in Eukaryota, Fungi, Ascomycota, Eurotiomycetes, Eurotiales, Aspergillaceae. The coding region runs from base 1 to 624 and encodes 207 amino acids. The record is from RefSeq and is a predicted model, not a curated record. Gene Ontology annotation, molecular function: chloride channel activity.
AUGCGCUUAGUCUUCAGUGAGCCAACCACCCCGACGCUGAGUCGCCAAAACACCUCUCUGCAGGGGCGACACCACCAACGGCGGUUGACACACCCGCAUCUGUUGUCGUCGCGAAAGAAGCCAAGAAGGUUCUGGGACGGUCGCAAUGCCAUGAGCACGAUGAACACCUGCUUGCGAAACUUGACCCGUACCAUUGUCACUAACAGCUACAGCUCAACCCGUGGCCCUCCCACACUCGCCGAGCGCGAGGAUAUCGAACGUACCAUCCGUAUUCUCAUGGCUAUCCCCUUCGCAGUGAAGAAUCACCUGCGUGCUGAAUGGGGAGCAGCCUGGGCCAUUGGCGGUGCGUUUGGAAAUGACGUGGAUGAGCGCGGCACCGCGGCGUAUAACCCUGACUACGCGGGGUUGCUCCCAGCUGGAUUGGAGGGCCACGAAGACGAGGGACUUGGGCUCCCGUAUCAACUUACCUUUUUCGUCGAUGGGUUUAUCAAGCGCGGUGAAGACCGCGGCUGGUUCAAUGCGCCCGGCGCGAGUCAAAUGCAGGCACAGCUGAACACGUUUUUGGAUGCGUAUGGGAAAAUGGAGACGAUUAAGCUGACUCCGAUGCCAGUGGCUCAUCUGUAA